AAGCGAACGAGAUUGCGCGCCAAAAUGGAUGACAACGACGUGGAGGACGUUGAAGCCGUUCCUCAGGUUUACAUGGCUUGCAUCUUACACGGUCACAGAAUAGGAGUUUCUUACUAUGAUUCCAGUGUUCGCCAACUUUAUGUGCUUGAAGUAUGGGAUGAUGGUGACAAGCUUUAUCCAGUAAUUGAUAUGGUGAAAUAUCAAGCAAACCCUGUAAUCAUUUAUACAAGCUCUAAAUGUGAGGAAUCCUUCUUAUCUGCUCUGCAACGAAGUGAUGAAGCAGGCGAGGCUCCUCAAGUAAAACUUGUUAAAAGCUCAAUAUUCAGUUAUGAGCAAGCAUGGCAUAGAUUAAUUUACCUGCGAGUGGUGGGAAUGGAUGAAGGAUUAAAUGAAAAGGAGAGGGUUUACUAUUUGAGUUCUAUGAUGGACAUGGGAAGUGAAGUACAAGUUCGUGCUGGCGGUGGUCUUCUUGCAAUAUUAGAGAAUGAAAGGAUUGUAGAUACUCUUGAGCAAAUGGAAUCUGGAAACACAUCAAUUACAGUAGAUUCGGUAGCAGAAAUUUCACUACAUAAGUUUCUCAAACUUGAUGUAGCAGCACAUGAAGCAUUACAAAUAUUCCAAAUGGACAAGCACCCUAGCCACAUGGGCAUUGGUAGACCAAAAGAAGGGUUUUCAGUAUUUGGAAUGAUGAAUAAGUGUGUGACUCUAAUGGGUAGACGUCUUUUGAGAAACUGGUUCAUGAGGCCUAUACUUGAUCUUGAAGUUCUGAACUACCGUUUAAAUUCUGUAUCUUUCUUUCUAUGCUCAGAAGAAUUGGUCGUUUCUUUACGUGACACCCUGAAAUCUGUGAAGGAUAUUCCCUACUUGCUAAAGAAAUUUGACUCUCCGAGCUCCAUAUGCACCAGCUCUGAUUGGACAGCUCUUCUCAAGAGUAUCUGUGCGCUGUUGCAUUUGGGAAAGAUAUUUGAAGUUGGGAUUUCAGAAGGUCUUCGAGAAGAACUGAAAUACUUGAAUCUGGAUAUUGUUGAAAAGGCAAGUUCAUCCAUAUCAACGGAACUUGCCUAUGUCUAUGAGCUGGUAAUUGGUGUUAUUGACGUAAACAGAACUAAAGAGAAGGGAUAUGCAACAAUAGUGAAAGAAGGUUUCUGUGAUGAGUUGGAUGAGUUGAGGCAAAUAUAUGAGGAACUGCCAGAAUUUCUCCAACAGGUUUCAUCAUUAGAAUUGGCACAACUUCCUGUUAUAUUCAAGGACAAGCCUAUUCCUUGUAUAGUUUACAUACAGCAGAUAGGAUAUUUGAUGUGUAUCUUUGAAGAAAAACUUGAAGAAACCACUCUGGAGAAGCUUGUGGAUUGGGAAUACACAUUUUGUGACGCAGAUGUAGAGACAAAAAGAUACUUUUAUCGUACACCAAAAACAAGAGAACUGGACAAUCUUCUAGGAGAUAUCUAUCAUAAAAUUUUAGAUAUGGAGAGGGCGAUCACAAGAGACUUGUUUUCACAUAUAGUUCUGUUCUCAAGCCACUUGACAAAGGUGGCAACAUUUGCAGCUGAACUGGACUGCUUUCUGUCAAUGGCAUUGGUUGCUCGGCAGAACAACUAUAUCAGGCCUUUGUUGACUGAAGAAAACUUACUCGAUAUAAAAAAUGGAAGGCAUGUUCUGCAGGAAAUGACUGUCGAUACUUUUAUUCCUAAUGACACCAAGAUUCUUCGUGAUGGAAGAAUUAAUAUCAUCACCGGUCCUAAUUUUUCUGGAAAGAGUAUCUAUAUAAAGCAGGUGGCUUUAAUUGUUUUUCUAUCCCACAUUGGUAGUUUCGUGCCAGCGGAUGCAGCAACAGUGGGUCUGACAGAUAGAAUAUUUUGUGCAACGGGAAGCAGGCUGAUGACAGCAGAACAAUCAACAUUCAUGAUUGAUCUUCAUCAAAUAGGAAUGAUGCUAAGGCAUGCUACUUCACGAUCUCUAUGUCUGGUGGAUGAAUUUGGUAAAGGGACUCUCACAGAAGAUGGCAUUGGUCUGCUAGCUGGGACCAUAAAUCACUUCGUAACGUAUGAUGAACCACCAAAGGUCUUCAUAUGCACUCAUCUCAUGGAUUUAUUGCAAGGGCAUUCUUUGACCAAGUCUCAGCAGAUUAGCUUUCAUACAAUGAGUAUACUGAAGCCCGACGAUAAUUCCACAUGUCUUGAAGACAUUGUAUUUUUAUAUAGGCUUGUUCCAGGACAUGCGCAUCAUAGCUACGGACUGCACUGUGCACUGCUUGCAGGUGUGCCACAUGAAAUUAUAAAAAGAGCUGCAGUUGUGUUGGAUGCUGUUGCAAAUAACAUGUGUGUUGAGCGUCUAUGCAAUGAUAACAUCACGGCACGAGAUCAUCAGUACAAGAAUGCCAUAGAGAAGUUGUUGGAAUUCGAUAUUGACAAAGGCGAUUUAAACCAAUUUUUUGAUGAUGUAUUUUCUCUAUCUCUUAAUCCAUGA
Molecule: messenger RNA, 2466 nt
Organism: Arachis stenosperma
Lineage: Eukaryota; Viridiplantae; Streptophyta; Magnoliopsida; Fabales; Fabaceae
Product: DNA mismatch repair protein MSH5
Exons: 33
Coding region: 25-2466 (813 amino acids)
Biological process (GO): chiasma assembly; mismatch repair
Cellular component (GO): nucleus
Molecular function (GO): ATP-dependent DNA damage sensor activity; mismatched DNA binding; ATP binding
Source: RefSeq, a predicted model, not a curated record